Messenger RNA from Vigna unguiculata (cowpea), 1515 nucleotides. It is a transcript of the gene GONST4, whose product is annotated as golgi nucleotide sugar transporter 4. NCBI's taxonomy places the organism in Eukaryota, Viridiplantae, Streptophyta, Magnoliopsida, Fabales, Fabaceae. The record is from RefSeq and is a predicted model, not a curated record.
AAAGAAAAACAAAAUAGGAAUUUAGGUAUGCAGAUAUGAAGAUCUGUUUCGUUUUGGUCUUUCCCUGCUUCUAUGGUACCAUACAAAGUCUGAAUUGGAAAGAAAGAAAUAAGUGUGGCUGAGUGGGUGCAGUAAAUAAUUGUCCUCUUCCCCCAACACCCUCUGCCACUGCAUUCACAUUCACACACUCUCUCAGAUCUAUAUAUUAGGGCGUCGGUGAUCCAUUCCCAUUCCCACUCGCAUUCCAUUUCUUCAUAAUGUCGUUGGGUCGAUUGGAUUCGUGGAAGCAGCAGUACUACACCACCACCGGCGUGGUGGUGGGUUACGCACUCUGCUCCAGUCUUCUCGCCAUUAUCAACAAAUACGCCAUAACCAAAUUCAACUACCCAGGCCUCUUAACUGCGCUACAAUACCUCACCUCCGCGCUCGGCGUCUACGUCCUGGGGAAGCUAGGGCUUCUCCACCACGACCCCUUCACAAUCCCCACCGCAAAGAAAUUCUUCCCCGCCGCCCUCGUCUUCUACCUCGCCAUAUUCACCAACACCAACCUCCUCCGCCACGCCAACGUCGACACCUUCAUCGUCUUCCGUUCCCUCACCCCCCUCCUCGUCGCCCUCGCCGACACAGCCUUCCGCGCCCAGCCCUGCCCCUCCAACCUCACCUUCCUCUCCCUCCUCCUCAUCCUCGCCUCUGCCAUCGGCUACGUCGCCACCGAUUCCGGCUUCACCCUCACCGCCUACUCAUGGGCCUUCGCCUACCUCAUCACCAUCACCACCGAGAUGGUCUACAUCAAACACAUGGUCAUGAACCUCGGCCUCAACACCUGGGGCUUCGUCUUAUACAACAACCUCCUCUCCCUCAUGAUGGCGCCAUUCUUCUGGUUCCUCACCGGGGAAAACGUCCAGGUUCUCGCCGCCCUUAGAUCCGGCAUCUUUGACCCCGCCGCCUUCUACGCCGUCUCGUUGUCUUGCCUCUUCGGAUUGCUCAUCAGUUUCUUCGGCUUCGCCGCCAGAAGGGCCGUUUCCGCCACGGCGUUCACCGUCACCGGUGUGGUCAACAAGUUCCUCACCGUGGCGAUCAACGUCCUCAUUUGGGAUAAGCAUGCUAGCCCUGUCGGGUUGGUUUGUUUGCUUUUCACCAUUGUUGGUGGGGUUCUCUAUCAGCAGUCCGUCAGUGGGCCUGUCAGUGCUCCGGCCCAGCCCAAGCAGUUGGAUAUCGAAAACAGCAAAGGUGGUGGCAUUGGCGGCGGCGAUGACGAUGAUGAUUUGGCAGGUGAGAGUGAUGGGACGGGUAAACUUAUCUCUAGAUGAGCAUUUGUACCAUUUGUUUCAUGUUCAAGCUGCAUUGACUGUAUAAUUAUUGUCUUAUUUUAACAACGUUAGGGAAAUUUUAUGCAAUGUGAGAAAUUGUUUUCACAAUGAUGUGGAAUUUCAAUUUUGCUUGUAUACUUCUCCCAGUUUUACUGUUGUUGUGAUUUUAAUAUAUGGCUAAAUAUGGCUGGCUGUUUCAUUUCCA